AUGUCAGCUGCACCAUGUCCUCCACACGACCCCGAGCUUGAUCCCGAGCUAGAUCUUGAUCCUUUUAAUCAGCCUGAUGUUGCACCUGCUGAUCCUGAGCUGAUACUUGACCCAGACCCUAUUCCUUUUGGCUUACCAGACAUUGCACCCCUUAUACCUGACCCAGUUCCUGCACCUGUUGACCCUCAUGUUGUUGAGCUGUUUGUUCCUGCACCCGCACCUGCUGAUGUUGCUCCUUUUCCUCCUGUGGAGUCCGACGUCCAUCGCACUGAUUUGCCUAUCGUCUUCCUUCAGGACAUACCCGCACCCCGUCCAGGGGAAGGUACUUCUGGUCAGCACCCGCGUGACGAUCCUUUUGUUUCAGCAGCUUUUCCACAGAUCCCUCAGUCUGCACCGUUUUCUGCAUUUACUUCUUCACCACUUGAUGAGCCAUUCCGAUGGUCCCCACCAUAUUCCAUGCCGACCUCAGACCCCUACCAUCCCUCGCAUUUUGUUGGCUAUACGCAGGAUGAGUUACUUUAUUCGCUUCAGCUUCGAUUUGAAGUUAUGAGUCACAGAGUCUUGGAGCUUGAGUCGAUACCGCGUCCUUUACCGUGUCCUUGUCAGCCUGCUUUUGUUCCCCCACGUUCAUCAUCAUCUCCUUUUGCACGUCCACCUGUUCCUCUUACUCCUUUUCCAGGUUGCUACUUGCUUCGUGAUGUGUGCAAACUCGAGGAGGAGCUCGCACAUGUUCUCAGCUUGAUUUUCCUCCCUCCUCCUCCUCCGCCAUCAGUACAAUAG
Messenger RNA from Helianthus annuus (common sunflower), 780 nucleotides. RefSeq names its product 36.4 kDa proline-rich protein. The transcript has a single exon. The coding region runs from base 1 to 780 and encodes 259 amino acids. Lineage: Eukaryota; Viridiplantae; Streptophyta; Magnoliopsida; Asterales; Asteraceae. The record is from RefSeq and is a predicted model, not a curated record.